UCGUCUCUGAUGAGCGUGUGUCAUGCUUGUCGGGUGUACGUGCUGUCGCGAUAAACCACUCCAUGGCCCCGUGUAAAACAUAGCGUUGUGAAUGUUUCGUGAAGAUGCGGCUAUAUUUGGGCCUUUUGUUGUUGUGCGUUCCUUCGAACUGUUUCCCCGAUCAAGGAAAGUGGUCCUUCAAGGCCGUUAAUGUGUCCAGUCAAUACUUCGCCGUUCAGAAGAGCCUCUACAACGGAUCCACGAUCUCUGUGACAGUUUCCUGUGAACCCAGCGUUUCGGGGAGCGCGCUGGCGCUCGAAGUGGGCUGGACGAUAUACCGCAGCCCCUGCUUCCAAGAGUUCCUCGAUGUAGACCUUUUGACGCAGGAGCAGCUAGCCGGGUUGGAAGCGGGCGCCAAGCUGUUCGAGUUGGCCAGCCCGUACAGUCGCGGCGAAAGCGAGCGCCACCAGUGCCUGCACCUGAUCGACCUGGGAGCGCUGAAACGCAGUUCGCCGCUCAAAGCUUACCUACCAAAGGCAAAGGAUACAGGAGGCAACAAAACCACAAUCCAGCCAACGGCGGCACCACAGCUGUCCAGCGUGAACGAUGAUGGCAUCUACAUGCUCCUGCUGCAUCUACGCUCCGACGGCAACUUUUCCGUGCAAGUGGAUUUAGCCUUGCGGGGCAACCACGGCUACUUGUCGGCCGUCGACUGGCCCUUCUUGCCGUUCUAUGGCGUCAUGUGUGGCGUGUACGUGGUUUACGCCGUGGUGUGGCUGGUGGUGUCGGCUCUCCAGUGGCGAGACCUGCUGCGCAUCCAGUUCUGGAUUGGAGGUGUCAUUUUUCUGGGCAUGCUGGAAAAGGCGGUCUUCUAUGCUGAAUACCAGUCGAUCAACACGACGGGCCGCUCGGUACAAGGAGCCGUGCUCUUUGCUGAGGUGCUGUCGUGCCUCAAACGGUCCCUGGCUCGGCUCCUGGUGGUGGUAGUCAGCCUGGGCUUCGGCAUCGUCAAGCCCCGGCUGGGGCCCAUGCUCCACCGCGUGCUCGGGCUGGGGGCUGCCUACUUUGUGCUGGCCUCCGUCGAGGGAUGCCUGCGCACACUUAAGCCCAAGAACACGCCCGACCGGUUGCUGACGGUCCUGGGAAUAGGGCUGGCCCUGCUGGACAGUGCCAUCUGCUGGUGGAUCUUCAGCAGCCUGAGCCAGACGACGCGCACGCUGCGGUUGCGUCGCAACGUCAUCAAGCUGUCCCUAUAUCGCCACUUUACCAACACUCUGGUGUUUGCUGUCCUGGCAUCCGUCGUGUUCAUGGUGUGGGUCACCUUCGACCACCGCACAGCCGAAUGCCUGACGGACUGGAAGGAGCUGUGGUUCGACGAGGGCUACUGGCAUCUGCUCUUCUCCCUGGUUCUGCUGGUCAUCAUGGUCCUUUGGCGGCCGACGAACAACAACAAGCGGUAUGCCUUCACUCCUCUGCUAGAUGCUGCUGAUGACGAGCUAGAGGAGGAGGAAUACCAGCAGCAGCCUCAUGAUUCUUUCGAGGGCAUGAAGAUGCGAGGCACCAACAAGCCAGCGAAGGGCCAGCCAGCCGCCAACAAGGAGGAUCCGGAGGAUGACCUCAAGUGGGUCGAGGAGACCAUACCCUCAUCCUUGGGAGAAACGGCCCUACCCAGUCUUCUGGACUCGGACGAGGAAAUCAUGACCGUGCGGUUCGAACGGAACAAGAUGGAAUGAGGACAGAGCUGUGUUUGUGUGCGUGCAGCGAACAGGCCAAAACACCGGGAAGCACUCCCAGUGCGCCCGGACUGUGGGACGAACAAUGUGUAUUGCCAAUCAUUCGAUUGAGGUAUUGCCAAUCAUUCGAUUGAGGCUUCCUCUGCAAUCCAUUUCCGGUGGCGAGAAAAGCGUCGCUUUCCCCGCACAGAUCACUUUUGGUUGUCGUAAUAGCUCCCUCUCCGCCUGGCAACUUCCCUAUUUAUUUCACAUAGCCGACUGGCCUGUUGAUUGUUACAUAAAGUGUGUGGUUCUCUCUCGGUGUCUUUACUAUGCACGUCUUUCUAGCCCAGUCUGCUACGUUUCCUUUUGUGAUGGCAUGGCGGCACUCUAGUCUCCACGAAAUGAAUGCUGCUUAUUGCCAGCGAGCAAUAUGGGGGAGACGUUUUCAAAGCAAUGGAACUGAUGCACUACUUUCUAUUGCUUUUCGUUUUUCCGAGAAUAAAUACAGCUGUAGAUGUGCACUUUCUAUAAGGUACGAAAAAAUGGGAUGGGGCAAUUUUGCACAGUCAUUCAUUCUUGCAGGUUCAAGCGCUCGACACGCUUUGCAAGGCAAAGCAUGCCUGUAUUAUCGUUGUGCCGUCCUUGCCACGUCUGUGUGGUGGCAAGAUUUCCCCAUGUUUCGAUUCUGUAAAUAAUAAACAAGAACCUUCGAGCGAA
This is a messenger RNA of Rhipicephalus microplus (southern cattle tick), 2411 nucleotides long. Its product is annotated as transmembrane protein 87A. The record is from RefSeq and is a predicted model, not a curated record. Gene Ontology annotation, biological process: retrograde transport, endosome to Golgi. Lineage: Eukaryota; Metazoa; Arthropoda; Arachnida; Ixodida; Ixodidae. Gene Ontology annotation, cellular component: Golgi apparatus; membrane.